UCGCAAAGUAUUUUAAAAGCUGAGGCCGGCCCAGCCCUACGGGUCGUGUUCAACCGACGUCCGGUCCCUUUUUCCCCUGCACCCUUCAAAGCAAAGUUUUCUUGCGCCCCUUCUCCUUGGGAGAGAUCGCGAGCCUGACCUGUCGUUAGGGGUCAAAUCCGACACGGAUAAAGGCGAUGGAGUUGGCGGACAAGGCGGUAGGGUUCUUGCUAUCGGCCAUCAGCCUGUCGAUAUUCACCUAUUAUACGUUGUGGAUCAUCAUUCUGCCAUUUGUGGAGAGCGAUCACUUUAUACACAGAUACUUCUUGCCCCAAGAAUAUGCCAUCCUGAUACCCGUCUUUGCCGGGGUUGCGCUUCUCAGCUUCUUGAGCAUGUUUGUUGGGUAUGUCAUGCUCAAAUCGAAGAAGAAAUCUGCUUGAUGUAUGCUUCUUGUUUUCUGCUUUCAUCGUUUCAUGGAGUUGAAUGCUAAUCUUAGUCGGAAGUUCGGUUGGUGAGGUUAAGGAUCUUGUUUUUUUUAUAAAUUUUUUAAUAUGAUGUUACUUUUUGAAAAUUGCAUCGUUCUAUUGCACAACUCUUAUUUACUUGAUGUUGAAUUGACAUCAUAGGCAUGAUUUAACUCA
Elaeis guineensis (African oil palm) is the source of this 620-nucleotide messenger RNA. Its product is annotated as dolichol-phosphate mannose synthase subunit 2. Gene Ontology annotation, cellular component: endoplasmic reticulum membrane; dolichol-phosphate-mannose synthase complex. Gene Ontology annotation, biological process: GPI anchor biosynthetic process; dolichol phosphate mannose biosynthetic process. Gene Ontology annotation, molecular function: enzyme regulator activity. NCBI's taxonomy places the organism in Eukaryota, Viridiplantae, Streptophyta, Magnoliopsida, Arecales, Arecaceae. The record is from RefSeq and is a predicted model, not a curated record.